AUGCAAGGUUUCCAACGAAGCGAUCUUUUCUUGCUCUUUGCGCUCUCGAUUGCGAUGAUUUUGAGUUCGGCGUACGCCGACGAUCACCGACCACCAAUCGUAGGCAUAAAAGGGCUUGGACUUGUCGAAGGCAUCAUGGGAGAGUCGGCCUGGACCGGGCGCCCAAUCUAUCAAUUCUACAACAUCAAGUACGCCGAAGCUCCAGUAGGAGAUCUACGAUUCCGCGCGCCAGUUAGCGUCCUCCCCUGGGAAGGAAUCAUGAAUGCAACCGUUCCGGGUAGAGGUUGCCCACAGUCUCGAACCAUCUCGACGGAGGAUCCAGAUGCAGAAGAUUGUCUUACACUUUCGGUAUACUCCAAUGAUCUUACGAAAAGCCGCCCAGUUAUGCUGUAUGUCCACGGUGGAGCAUUCGUGGUCGGGUCGGCUGAGCGGUUCGGACCUGGUUUCUUGCUGGAAAGAGACAUCGUUCUGGUUGUGAUCCAGUACCGCCUGGGAACGCUUGGAUUCCUCUCGACCGGCACGGAAGCCAUUCCUGGCAAUGCCGCCAUGUAUGAUGUACUUGAGUCACUCGAGUGGGUAUCGCGCCACAUUCACAACUUUGGAGGAAACCCGAACGAUGUGACGAUCUUCGGCGAAUCGGCUGGAGGACACGCGGUCUCGGCCAUGCUGCAUAGUCCUCGCGUUCGAGAAGGAUUGUUCCAUCGAGCCAUCAUUCAGUCAGGUACACUGUUCAUGCCCUGGGUUACCUGUCAAAAUCCUACCGAGGGUGCGUACGAGAUCGCUCGCAUCAUCGGGUGUCCUAUGACAAGUGCCGAGGAGAUCGAUAACUGUCUUAAACAGGCAUCGGUGAAAGACCUUGUCCAGGCACAAGACGAACAUAAACGAAUCGAAUUCAGUUCUCCCGGCUAUCCGAAGGUCAGUGGAGCUUGCAUCACGAUCGGAGGAGUCUUCGGAGAGGAAAGUUUUAUGCCGGUACACCCUAAGGAUUUGACAGUGCUGCGUAAUGUUGAUCUUAUCGUCGGAAUGAACUCCCAGGAGGGUCUUAUAUUCUUCAACGAAUACUUCCGCUACGCCUUGGACUCGGUGCCUAUCACCUGGGAUUCGGCCUGGGAGUUCCUCGAGUUUGUCGAGACACUCAAUAUCAAAUUCGGCUCUGGUGCGUUCGUAGAUGCAGUGGUCGGAUAUGAGUUGUUGAGUAAAGUUAGCUGGGAGGAAAUGGUGCGAGCCAACUUCUCUGAGCUGGUUCCUGUGUUGAUCGAUAUCAGCGGAAAUUUGGCACUGAAGUACGGCUCUGUAGAGGAAGCCAAUCGCUUCGCCAAGGCUUAUCCCGCCCAAGUUUACCUGUACAACUUCGACUACGUUGGACCUCCGUCUCCCGUCACCCCUGGCUUUCCUUAUCCUUUCCCCAACACCGUUGGACACGGAGACGAGCUGAAGUUCCUCUUUCCGAUGAACGAGUUGAACGAGGAGCAUACGAAAAUGGCCAACAUUAUGGUAGAUCUUUGGACGUCGUUCGCCAUCGCUGGCAUACCGCAGGCAGAAAACGUGAUCCCUUGGCCAACAGUUUCUCGACCCUUUGGGCCGUACCUCCGACUGGUUAAUCCACCGGAACAGAUGGAAUAUUUCGUUCAGGAAUUCACUAACAGUGUGGAAAAGGCGAGGGAGGUGAUUGAGGCUAGCGCAUCGACAUCCCCCUUUCUUUCGAUGUGUCUCGAUCUGACAUCCAAGUGGCGUGCAUAA
This is a messenger RNA of Anopheles coustani, 1740 nucleotides long. RefSeq names its product esterase E4-like. Bases 1 to 1740 code for a protein of 579 amino acids. The transcript is spliced from 5 exons. The record is from RefSeq and is a predicted model, not a curated record. NCBI's taxonomy places the organism in Eukaryota, Metazoa, Arthropoda, Insecta, Diptera, Culicidae.